UGACUUGAGGCGAGGGCUUGCAGGAGAUUGAAUAGGAAGGUGGCAGAGACGCUGUGAAUAUUUACUUUUUUUAAAAAUCGAUUUAACCACACGACCAAAGUAUAUUACAAUACAGAAGGGUUUCACGCAUAUUUGUGAGGAUAUAUCGCCGGAACAAGAUGGGUAGCUGCCUUACAGUUGGACCAAAUGAAGCCGUGGUUGUUUCUGGUGCCUGUUGUGGCUCAGAUGAGAAGACCUACAUGGUGGGGGGCUGGGCCUGGGCCUGGUGGCUCAUCACUGACAUUCAAAGGAUUACACUGGAGAUUAUGACACUCCAACCUAAGUGUGAGGAUGUUGAGACUGCUGAAGGGGUCGCCAUCACUGUCACUGGGGUGGCACAGAUCAAAGUGAUGACAGAUCAUGAUCUUUUGGCAAUUGCUUGCGAGCAGUUUUUGGGCAAAUCCGUCCCCGAAAUCAAAGGAGUGGUUUUGCAAACCUUGGAGGGACAUUUACGCUCAAUUCUAGGCACACUGACAGUGGAGCAAAUCUACCAGGACAGGGACAAGUUUGCCCAGCUGGUGAGGGAGGUGGCAGCUCCCGACGUGGGCAGGAUGGGCAUCGAGAUCCUCAGCUUCACUAUCAAGGAUGUCUAUGAUAAACUGGACUACCUGAGCUCCCUGGGGAAAACUCAGACAGCAGCAGUUCAGAGGGAUGCAGACAUCGGUGUGGCAGAGGCAGAAAGGGAUGCUGGGAUAAGAGAAGCGGAGUGCAAGAAAGAGAUGAUGGAUGUCAAGUUCCUGGCCGACACCAAGAUGGCCGACUCCAAACGAGAACUUGAACUGCAGAAGGCUGCUUUCAACCAAGAAGUCAACACCAAGAAAGCGGAAGCUCAGCUGGCCUAUGAGCUGCAGGCAGCUAAAGAACAGCAGAAGAUCAGGCGGGAGGAGAUAGAGAUUGAGGUGGUUCAGAGGAAGAAGCAGAUCACCAUUGAGGAGAAGGAGAUUGUCCGCACAGAGAUGGAGCUCAUCGCCAUGGUGAAGAGGCCUGCCGAGGCAGAGGCAUACAAGAUGCAGCAGCUGGCUGAGGGACAGAAGAUGAAGAAGGUUCUGACGGCCCAGGCGGAGGCAGAGAAGAUCCGGAGGAUAGGCGAGGCAGAGGCCUGCUCCAUAGAGGCUAUAGGGAAGGCUGAGGCUGAGAAGAUGAGGCUGAAGGCUGAGGCCUACCAGCAGUAUGGAGAGGCAGCCAAGACUGCUCUGGUCCUGGAGGCCCUUCCCAAGAUUGCAGCCAAGGUGGCGGCACCGCUGGCCAGGACCAAUGAGAUAGUCAUCCUGAGCGGGGAGGGCAACCGUGUGACUGGGGAAGUGAAUCGCCUCCUGGCUGAACUUCCAGUGUCCGUCAACGCCCUCACUGGAAUUGACCUAUCAAAGAUCCCACUACUGCAGAAGAUGACCUAUGCUCAGGCCUGAAAACAAUCUCUCUCUUCUACUCCGAUAUCUGUUUUAUGCACUCCCAUAGACUGCCUUCAAUACACUUGAAAUUAUUAUAUAUAUAUAUAUAUAUAUAUAUAUAUAUAUAUAUAUAUAUAUAUAUAUAUAUAUAUAUAUAUAUAUAUAUAUAAAAAAAAAAUUAUGAAGUGGAUUUUUUUUAACCUCUGGUGCCUUAAUUUCUACAGGACCAGAAUAUCUGCAUGUACUGCUGCUCCUUUAUAUACUCUAUGUAUCUUUGAGUUCACUACUUUUUCAAUCAUGGAAGCCUUUUACAAUAAGUAGAUCACAUGGGAUGCAUUGUUAUCAUUUAGCAUGAACUGAGCCUUUUUUUGUUUAACUCAUAUACCUCUCUAGUCUCUACCUUACCAUGUAAUUUCAGUGAACAGUUAGCUGUUAAGAAGAGCAACCUCAGUGAUUUUCUUCCAAAGGUGUACUCACCUUGCCAAUUAUACACUUCAUGAUUACUGAGUCAUUAUCCAUUCUUGCUAUCACGUGAUUAUUGUAUAGGUUAUGGAAGUUACUGUACUCUAAUGUAUAUAACUUUUCAUUUAACUGAUUUAAUUUGUAUCCUUUAUGAUGAGUUAUGGGUUUUCGCAAUCAGGUGAUAAGUUGUAUGAAGUGCUACAUAAAAUAAGGUGCUCACUGCUUACUAUCCUCAAAUUUAUUUAGGCUUCUACUUAGUCAAAGCUCUGAGUAACUGGGAAUUCUUCCCACUCAAUAAGCAAUCAUGUGUUUUCAUUUAGUUGUAUGUUGUAAACAAUACGUGUAGUACAUUAUUCCUAACACACUUUCAUUUAUAGCAACAAUAAUGGCCUUUUUUACUAAUCACAGAAACCUGAUUGCCAGACCUUUAUUUCUUUGGCUACGAUGCAUCUUUCUGAAUUGGCUCAAAGUAAGUUGAAGUACUGAAUUGACUUCAAGUUUGAGGGAGAGAUUAUGAACUUUAUGAAUGCUAUGAUCCAGGGUAAUUUAUUGAGAGAACUCCGACCUGGAGAAGGUUCAGUAUGUGAAAUAUUGAAGGGUUUUUGAGUCCAAGAAGAAGUAAAAUGGCGUUACUCAUAGCCAAAUACUAGUCAUUGCACCUUAUCAUUUUUUAUUAUACACGAGUUAAAAAAAUAAAUAAUAAUGUUUAAGAAGUGA
Molecule: messenger RNA, 2606 nt
Organism: Salvelinus namaycush (lake trout)
Lineage: Eukaryota; Metazoa; Chordata; Actinopteri; Salmoniformes; Salmonidae
Gene: flot2b
Product: flotillin 2b
Exons: 11
Coding region: 159-1445 (428 amino acids)
Biological process (GO): protein localization to plasma membrane; regulation of myoblast differentiation
Cellular component (GO): plasma membrane
Source: RefSeq, a predicted model, not a curated record